UAUUUACAUCUGUGUACCUUCCGAAAUUAAUAUUAUGUAAACAUCUUACAGUUCAUUGAAAAUUGACAGGAAGAAAAACAGAGCAUGGCAGAAAGAAUGGAGGAUACUCUACCACCCAAAUCCGAAAAGCUGUUGGAAAUUCACAACAAGGCAACUCAAGCAGUAUCGGUUCAGGAAUUUGUCGACAAAGAUGAGAAUUUCAAUGAAAGUUAUGGAAAUGUAAAAAAAAUUGAUGAAGGAUCUUACGGCAGUGUCUAUAGCGCUCAGUGGAAGGGUGAAUCUAAAACAUUUUUAAAGUUUUUAGCAUUAAAAGUUGUAGAAGCGUCAAAAUUUCAGGACACUGAAAUAGAAAGAAACCUCGAAUUAUUUCAAAAUGGGUCAUGUAGACAUAUAGUUCGUUUCAUCAGUCUGCGUUCUCAUAUAUUUGAAAAACAAAAGUUUUAUGUACUGGAGAUGGAGAUUUGUACCGGAGGGACUCUUAGAAAAUCAGAUCAUGAGGAUAAAUAUGAUAAUCAUGAAUUCCAAUUAAACAUUUUAAAAGGCUUAAUAGAGGGAUUGAAAUACAUUCAUUCCCUUAAUCUCGUGCACCAUGACAUACAUGGAGGCAACAUUUUUUUUAAAAGCGAGGAUGACCCUACCGUUAUGUAUGGUGAUUUUGGAUUAACAAAAGAAGAAGCUACAUACACGAAGUGGGAUGACAUAGAACGCCUUGCAGACACAAUUAUACGUUAUGUUUUUGCACUAAAGUCUUCUGGUUCCCUACAAAUUCAAGAAAUUGCAACCCGGCUCAGAGAAAAAGAAGUCUCCAAGAGCAUUAUAGAUGUUAUUGUAGGACUAAAACGAAAAGAAAUGAAGCUCGAGGAAGCUAAAGAUAAAAUUGAAGAGAUGAUAAGAAAGUUACCAGGAGAGGGAGAUGACAGAAUAGAUGACAGAACUGCAUUAUCUGCCUCUGAACCCCCCUGUUCAUCAAGUAGAUCUGGAUUGCGGCGAAGAGAAACAAAGCAAGAAGAUGAGAAUCAUAUCCAAAAACGCAGAAAGGUUGAUCAAAUUCAAAUGGAAUUAAAAGUUAAUGGUAACGAAAUAUUGUUCGAUUAUCUUUCACGUAAGUUAUCAGGUAGUAGUCCCCUAGAAUUUUGUGUUAUACUCUUAGGCGAUACCACAGUCGUCGAAUGUUGUAAGACAAAGUAUAAUCCUGAAAUAUUCUAUAAAAUCAUGCAUUCUUGGAAGUGCGAACGUCCCGAACUUGACCAUGUGGAGGAACUGAAGAAAGCGCUCUCAAAGUUAGGAAGACAGGAUCUGGUGGAACAUAUUAGCUCCUUCUCUGUUGAAAGCUUACAAAAGCAUUCUAUUACAAUAGAGGGACCAAACAUUCGUGUAGUUGACGACGAUUUUAUACGGAUAUCUAGAAAUGUUGCUCAAGGAUACGUCCAUGUGGUUCGCUUUCUUGGACUUCAGCAAAACGAUAUUGAUCAGUUAGAGUCCGACUUCUCAAGUAGCAUUAAGGAGCGGAUUUUCGAAGCAUUCAAGAAAAUUAAAUACAAUUUUCCAUCGCUGAAUAGACAACAUGUCUGUAAUGCCUUGCACUAUGCUGACCAUGUAAAUGUGAUAUUUCUGUUAAAUGAAAAUUGGAAAAAUAGCUAAGUGAUGUAAUUUCCUAGAGAUUGUUUAUUCUGUUAAUUAAAUAUACAUCCAAUUUUCAUAAAAUUCAAAUUUCUACACAUAUUUAUGUACAUCUUAUAUUGUACAAUAAAGUCUAUGGUCAAUAAAGGCAUUACAUGUGUUA
Saccostrea echinata is the source of this 1783-nucleotide messenger RNA. RefSeq names its product probable serine/threonine-protein kinase zyg-1. Gene Ontology annotation, molecular function: ATP binding; protein serine/threonine kinase activity. The transcript has 6 exons. NCBI's taxonomy places the organism in Eukaryota, Metazoa, Mollusca, Bivalvia, Ostreida, Ostreidae. Gene Ontology annotation, biological process: protein phosphorylation. Gene Ontology annotation, cellular component: cytoplasm. The record is from RefSeq and is a predicted model, not a curated record. The coding region runs from base 85 to 1641 and encodes 518 amino acids.